Messenger RNA from Epinephelus lanceolatus (giant grouper), 10593 nucleotides. The record is from RefSeq and is a predicted model, not a curated record. Lineage: Eukaryota; Metazoa; Chordata; Actinopteri; Perciformes; Serranidae.
AUGGCCUCUGAGGUGGUGUGCGGGCUGGUUUUUAGGUUACUGCUGCCUAUGUGUCUUGCAGCUGCUUGCCUGUUCAGGUACAAUGCCCUGUCCUUCGUCUACCUCAUCUAUCUCCUGCUUAUCCCACUCUUUGCAGAGCCCACAAGCACAACAAUGCAGGGCCACACAGGGCGUCUGCUGCAGUCCCUCUGCUUCACCAGUAUGUCCUUCCUGCUGCUCCACAUCAUCUAUCAGAUUACCGUCAACAGCCUUCUGGCCGGGAACUCCAUCGCCUCUGACUUCAACUGUUCCACGUGGGAGAAAUCCAUAAGACAAAUUGGCUUUGAGAGUGUGAUUGGUGCAGAUGCAGGAAAUGGCAUUCGAGUGUUCAUCCCUGACAUCGGCAUGUUCGUGGCUGGCUUGGCCAUCUGGCUGCUGUGUCGCAGUCUGGUCCAAAAGAGGCCGCCUGAGGACAUGGCCCAAUACAACGCCGACUUUGAAGCAGAAGAACAAGAAGAAGAGGAGAAGCUGAGCCUGGACGACAACAUCCUGCUCGAGGAGGACUUUGAAGCAGGGUAUGAGGCAGAGGAGGAUGAAGAGGAGGAGGAGGAGGAGCUGUACGAGGAGGAAGAGGAGGAGGAGGAAGAGGAAGAGGAGAAGGAGAGCACCAAGAUGAAGAUCCUGCGGUUUGUGGCGCAAGUUGCGUCCAAAGUGAAGGAGAUUAUUGGGAACUUGAUCACCACUGCGGGGAAGGUGGUAGUCACCAUCUUGUUGGGCAUGACAGGAGUCAUGCUGCCCUCACUGACCUCGGCUGUCUACUUCUUCAUCUUCCUGUUCCUCUGCACCUGGUGGUCCCUCUGUCGGACCUUUGACACUCUCAUCUUCAGCUGCAUGUGCGUCCUGAUGGCCAUCUUUAGCGCUGGACACCUCAUUGUCCUCUACCUCUACCAGUUCCAGUUCUUCCAGGAGGCCAUCCCACCGGGCGACAGCUACAUCAGUUUUUUUGGCAUCUCCCCCAUUGUUCAGAGCAACUGCUCCUACACAUGGAAGCUCAUCGUGCACCCGGACCGUGAGUGGUAUCACUUUGUCAGUCCCAUCAUGCUGCUGAUUCUCUACUACACCCUGGCCACGCUCAUCCGCCUCUGGCUGCAAGAACCCAUCGACCAGUUGACGGACGACAAGGAUGGCGAUAUGUGUGAGGAGGAAGAUCUGGAUGGAAACAGAACAAAUAACUCGGCCAACAGGAAGAGGCAGCUGUGGUGGGAGUCACGCCAGGGCACAGAUGAGAAAAACCUCCUCUCCACCCAGGAUGGCUUCAGUACAACUGAGGCUCUGCCCACUUCAAAUGGGACGUCCUUUGACUUUGUCACGACUGAGAAUGGACCAGUCUGCCUGGACUUGUACUCCACCCCCCAGUAUAAAAUGGAUCAGCCCAAUGACGGUACAGGGAAGAAGGAGGAGUGUGUGUAUGAAGUGUGUUUGCCUCCGGAGGAUUCAGCGUUGGAGGGAGGAGAGGAGAAGUCUGAGGAAGGAGAGGAUGGGAUAAAGGAAAGAGGAGUCAGUGCAAUGGUCAAAAUCUUCCACUUCGUCAUGAAACAGAGCUACAUCUGUGCUCUCAUAGCCAUGAUGGCGUGGAGCAUCACAUACGUCAGCUGGCUGACGUUUGUCUUCCUCAUCUGGUCUUGCAUGCUGUGGAUGGUGAGGGAUCGACGGAGAUACGCCAUGCUGUCUUCGCCCUUCAUGGUGGCCUACGGCAACCUGCUGAUAGUUCUGCAGUACAUUUACAGUUUUGAGAACCUAGACCCAGUCCCUGGUUUCUUUGUCAAGAAGAAAAACCCUUUCCACUCACUUUCAUCCAAGGUCCUGUGUCUGCUGAGCUUCUGGCUGCUACUGAGACAAACGCUUACAGAGAAACGGGAAAAACAAAAGGAAGACAGUGCUGGUCUCUCAGACGUCCAUGUGGAAGAUCAGAAGAAGAAGGAGGAAGAGGACUCUGAGGAGGGAGGAGAGCAGGACAUCAUGCACGUUCUGGGCAACAUGGUCAUGGCUCUGCUGGUCAAAUACUGGAUUUACAUCUGUGGUGGCAUGUUCUUCAUCGUCAGCUUCGAGGGAACCAUCGUCAUGUACAAGAUCAUCUACAUGAUGAUGUUCCUCUCCUGUGUGGCGCUUUAUCAGGUGCACUAUGAGUGGUGGCGAAGGAUCCUGAAGUACUUCUGGAUGUCGGUGGUGGUGUAUACCAUGCUGGUCCUCACCCUGGUCUACACCUUCCAGUUUGAUCGCUCAUUGUCCUUCUGGUGCAACAUGUUGGGAAUGAAAAAAGAUGAUUGCAAAGAGCGCUUGGCGGAUCUGGGUCUGGAGAAGUUUGAUGUCCCCAAGCUGUUCACCAGGAUUUUCAUUCCUACCUCCUUCCUGCUGGUGUGUAUUCUUCACCUGCACUACUUCCAUGACCGCUUCCUCCAGCUCACCGAUCUCCAGGCUGUAGUGGCCAAAGAGGAAAGCACUAUCUACAGACUGGUGCACCAGGAUGGCAGCCUGGCAGACCUCACCAUGCUCAGCGCCAGCUCGGUGGACGCAACGCUGCAGAGAGAGGAACAGGAGCCGCAGGAGGAGCAGGAAGAGCAGGGGGAGUCGGGGACGGAGAAGGAGAAGGAGCAGGAGCAGGAGCAGACCCUGGUGGUGGUGAUGUCUGACACUGAGAUGACUGAGGAGAAGCCCAGGAGCCUGUCUGACCAGCGGCAGUCCAGUACAGACGAGAGCCACCACUGCAGCGCAGGGACCGAGCCAGAACCGAGCACCGAGCAGAGCUCAGAUCUGAAGAAUAAAUGGCACCUGGUGGUCGACCGUCUGACCGUGCUCUUCCUCAAGUUCCUGGAGUACUUCCACAAACUGCAGCUGUUCAUCUGGUGGUUACUGGAGAUCCACAUCAUCAAGAUCGUGUCCUGCUACAUCGUCCUGGUCUCUGUCAAAGAGGUGUCUUUGUUCAACUAUGUCUUCCUGGCAUCCUGGGCCUUUGCAUUGCCCUACAGCCAGUAUCGACCCCUUGCCUCCAGUGUUUGCACUGUCUGGACAUGUGUCAUCAUCGUGUGCAAAAUGUUGUACCAGCUGAAGUCUAUAAACCCACCAUCCUACUCCAAAAACUGCACUGUGCCAGGAGGCUACCCAAAGGACCAGGAGACUGAACUGAAGGAUAAAUCUCUGUUGUAUAAGGAACUAGUGGAUCCAGCCAACUGGGUGGGCCUGGAUAAGUCUGGUGACCUGCUGGGCUACCUCAGGAACAACCUCUUGAUGCUGGGUCUGUUAGCAUUCGAGGUGACCAUCUACCGCCAUCAGGAAUACUUCAGACUGAGGAACAAAUUGUCGCCUCCUGCUGCCAGGAUUAUCUUCCAUGAUAUCACACGACAGCAUCUGGACAUCGGCAUCAUAUGCUUCAUCAAAUACUUCAUCAACUACUUCUUCUACAAAUUUGGACUUGAGACGUGCCUGCUGCUGGUGGUCAAUGUUAUUGGGCAGCGUAUGGACUUCUACGCCAUGCUUCACGCCUUCGCCUUGAUUGCAGUCAUGUAUAGACGCAGGAGGAAAGCCAUCGCUGAGAUCUGGCCCAAGUACUGCUUUUUCCUGGCUUGCAUGCUGACUUUCCAGUACUUUAUCUGCAUCGGGAUCCCACCAGCAGCCUGCAAAGACUAUCCCUGGAGGUUUCCCAACUCUACUACAGACUCCAAUGUGGUCAAGUGGCUCUAUGUUCCAGAUUUCCUCACCCAACCCAAUCCUUCAUUUCUCAUCUAUGAUUUCAUGUUGCUGCUGUGUGCCUCUCUUCAGAGGCAGGUAUUUGAUGAUGAGAACAAGGCAGCAGUCCGCCUCAUGGCUGGAGACAACGUGGAGAUCUGCAGAGACCUGGACGCAGCCUCUUUUAGCGUCCACAACCCCGUCCCUGACUUCAUCCACUGCAGAUCCUACCUGGACAUGCUGAAGGUCAUCAUGUUUAGCUACCUGUUUUGGUUUGUUCUCACCAUCAUCUUCAUCACGGGGACCACGCGCAUCAGCGUUUUCUGCAUGGGCUACCUGGUGGCCUGCUUCUACUUCCUGCUCUUUGGAGGCGAGCUGUUGCUCAAACCAAUCAAAAAGAUCCUCCACUACUGGGACUUCCUGAUCGCCUACAACAUUUUUGUGAUCACCAUGAAGAACAUUUUGUCUAUCCUGGCUUGUGGCUACAUCAACUCUCUGAUUGAGAACCGGUGCUGGUUGAUCCAGUUGUUCAGUCUGGCCUGCACCAUUAAGGAAUACAACAUCAACAUCAGCAAAGCAAACGACAAGCUGUGUGAUCUGCCCAGCAAUGAGGCAGGGAUCAUCUGGGACAGUAUCUGCUUCGCCUUCCUGCUGCUGCAGAGACGAGUCUUCAUGAGCUACUACUUCCUUCACGUGGUGGCCGAUAUCAGAGCAUCACAGAUCCUUGCUUGCAGAGGGGCGGAGCUUUUCCAGGCCACGAUAGUGAAGGCGGUGAGAGCCAGACUGGAGGAAGAGCGCAAAUCUGUGGAGCAGCUGAAGAGACAGAUGGAGCGCAUUAAGGUGAGACAGCAAAAGUUUAAGAGGGGCAAGGAGAAGAUGCUGAGCAUGGUACAGGAGUCUGGAGAAGGACAGACCCUCGUCCACCCCGAGGAGGAUGAUGAUGAUGGAGCACAUCGAACGAAAGCCAAGACCAAAAAAAAGCAGUGGUGGAGGCCGUGGGUUGACCAUGCUUCCAUGGUUAGAAGUGGAGACUAUUACUUGUUUGAAACUGACAGUGAGGAGGAAGAGGAAGAGGAGGAGAAAAAAGAAGAGGACCAACCAAAGAAAUCAGCUUUUCAGCGAGCUAUUGGGAAGUUUGUCUCUGCUGUUCUGGCAUUGCCCAAGUCUAUCAUUAAGCUGCCUAAAACUAUACUGCAGUAUGUAGUCAAGGCAGGCAAGUUCCUUUAUCACGCCUGGAUCACAGACCCCAAAGCUGCCCUGAGGGCACGAGGCAAAGAGAAACGCAAAUUCUGGAAAAAAUACACCAAAGGAGUCAGACACAGGAAAAGCAAGAAAGAAGCAGGUCAUGUGACCAUAGACCUUGGUGAGCUCUCAGAUGGGCAAGAUAAAGGAGAGGAGAACAAGAAGUCUGAGGGUCCAGACAACAUCAUCAAGCGAGUGUUCAACAUCAUAAAGUUCACAUGGGUGCUCUUCCAGACGACGGUAGACAGCUUCACCAAGUGGAUGAAUGACAUGUGCAGGGAGUACAUCGACAUCUCCACUGUUCUGCGUAUAGAGCGCUGCAUGCUGACCAGAGAGGUCAAAAAGGGUAAUGUGCCGUCCAAAGAGAGCAUCCACAUCUACUACCAGAAGGCCAUGAGGCUCAACAUGUCCAGGCAGGCCAGUAUGGAUCAGAUAAGUGAGGACGAGUCGGGCUCAGGCUCCACCAGGGUCCGAAGACGGCGAGCCUACCCCAUGGAGAGCCAAGACUCCACAGCCUCCAGAGACAGCAUAUCCAGUGCCUUCACCGAGGCUACCACUCUGUUUUCUCGCCAAUCCACCCUGGAAGACCUGGAUGGAAUGCCAGAGUGCAUUCCCAAAACCAGCGAGCGUGCCAGGCCCAAACUGCGUAAGAUGUCCGGCCUGGACAUGUCCAAUUCAUCAAUGGACAGCUGCAGCAGCUUCAUGUCCAGUGAAGCGACCCAGUGCAUCACGCUGUACUCCAGACAGGGCACCACAGACACCAUAGAAGAAGUGGAAGAUGAACACGAUCAAGGGGAAGACAAGCAGCAGCAGCAGCAGCAGCAGCAGCAGCAGCAACAGCAGCAGCAGGUUCUCUGGGAAUCCCAACAGCUGGAUGAGAGUGAGGGGGCUGAGGGCGGUCCAUGGAGUGACAGAGAACCCAAUGUGAAAGAGGAGGAGGAGGAUGUGGAGGAAGGUGGGAGUGAGGGUGAGGGCCAGAAGGAACUGGAGGGUGAGGAGGGAGUAGAGGUACCAAAGGACCAGGAGAGAGAAGACAGAGAAGAGGCUCCCUGGGACUCCUUUGGCCCAGAUGAGGGCCCCUCCCUCAGGCUGGAAGAGACAGAUUUUGCCCCCUCUGCCCAGGAAAAGGACUUCACCACUGAGAGUGAGGAUGGGGGAGGACAGCAGGACUUCAUGCAGACAGAGGGGCGAGUAGGGCUGCUCUACACCCCUGAUACAGAUGCUUCUAAAACAUCUGAUGCUGACGUGCCUCCCAGCUACAGCAAGGCAGUCAGCUUCGACCGUCUGGAAGUUAGUGAUGACGAGAGUGACAUGGAUAGGAAGAGACGCAUGAUUAUGACCUCUGACAGCCGCUCAGACAGCAGGUCAGACAUCAUGUUGCCCUCUAUGACCACUGAGCUGACCGCCAGUGAACUGCUGCUCAACAAGAUGUUUUAUGACGAGGAGCUGGAGCAGUCAGAUAAGUUUUACCAAAAGCAGCCUCUGAUCCUCCAGCUCUGCUAUGCCCUCUACAACAUGCUGGUGGCCCACUCAGAGAUGGUGUGCUACCUGGUCAUCAUCAUCAACCACAUGGUGUCAGCGUCCUGCGCCACCCUGGUCCUUCCCACCACCAUCUUCCUUUGGGCCAUGCUGUCAGUUCCCCGGCCCAGCAAGCGCUACUGGAUGACUGCCAUCGUUUACACUGAGGUCACCAUUGUCAUCAAGUACUUCUUCCAGUUUGGCUUCUUCCCCUUCAACCAGAACAUUAUGGAAAAGAAUAAACCAUAUCACCCUCCCAACAUCAUUGGAGUGGAGAAGAAGGAUGGUUACGUCCACUAUGACCUGGUCCAGUUACUGGCUCUCUUCUUCCACAGAUCCAUUCUGAAGUGCCAUGGGCUAUGGGAUGAGGACGACACCAAAGAAAAGAAAGAGCCCUCUCGUCAGAGUGAGUCAGAGGACGAGGGGAAAGACAAGGAGGGGAGUGAGAAGGGGUCUGAACACGCCUCCUCUCUGAUCAGCGAGGGGAGAGGUUCCACUCACACCUUGAGAUCCCUAAACUUUGGGACCUCCAUUGAUUCAGGACAUGUCCAGGUGCACUACCCGCAACAGCAGACCUAUCAGCGGCGCAAGAGCUCCAGUGGAGGCUCGCACAUUUCUCACCGAUCUCUCCACUCUUCUGCAAGGUCUAAGAGAGGAAGUACCACUUCCCACAUCAGCAGCCACAAGGAUGGCAGCGAGGCCAGCGUCCAUCAGAAGACCCGCAAACAGAUGAUCAUGGAGAAACUGAGGGAGCAGCUCCUCAAAGGAAAAGCUUUCAUCAUUAAGCGGUUCAUGGAGAUCUACCUUCCUAUGAGGCAGUUCUUCUAUAACUUGAUCCAUCCAGAGUACAGUGCAGUCACAGACGUCUAUGUCCUGAUGUUCCUUGCUGACACAGUCGACUUCAUCAUUAUUGUCUUUGGAUUCUGGGCAUUUGGUAAACAUUCAGCUGCAGACAUCACGUCGUCCCUGUCGGAGGAUCAGGUGCCGGGACCUUUCCUGGUCAUGGUACUGAUCCAGUUUGGGACCAUGGUGGUGGACCGUGCCCUCUACCUCAGAAAGUCUGUCAUGGGCAAAGUCAUCUUCCAGGUCAUCCUGGUCUUUGGCAUCCACUUCUGGAUGUUCUUUAUCCUGCCAGGAGUCACAGAUAAGCGUUUCAGCGAGAACACAGUGGCUCAGAUGUGGUAUUUUGUCAAGUGCAUCUACUUCGGGCUGUCAGCCUAUCAGAUCCGCUGUGGUUAUCCCACCCGCGUUUUGGGCAACUUCCUCACCAAGAGCUAUAAUUACGUCAACCUCUUCCUGUUUCAAGGAUUCCGUCUGGUGCCAUUCUUGACGGAGCUGCGGGCCGUGAUGGACUGGGUUUGGACCGACACCUCGCUGUCUCUGUCCAGCUGGAUCUGUGUGGAGGACAUCUAUGCUCACAUCUUCAUCCUCAAAUGCUGGAGAGAGUCUGAGAAGAGGUAUCCCCAGCCGCGAGGCCAGAAGAAGAAGAAGGUGGUGAAGUACGGAAUGGGAGGGAUGAUUGUAAUGCUGCUGAUCUGUAUCGUCUGGUUCCCGCUGCUCUUCAUGUCCCUUGUGAAGUCUGUAGCUGGAGUUGUCAACACGCCGCUGGAUGUGUCAUUUGAAAUCACCCUGGCUGGCUUUCAGCCCAUCUUCACCAUGAGCGCUCAGCAAAAACAACUGCAUAAUGUCUCAACAGCACAAUAUGCAGCCUUUAUGGAUUUAUACAGGAAAGACGAUGAAGCCUUGCAGUGGCUGGAGGGCUACUUAGCACCAGACCUGAUCAUUGCUGAGUUGAAAGGCAGUUCCAACUCUCUGUGGACCAUCAGUCCGCCCAGUAGAAACAACCUGAUAGAGAUGUUGGGCACUGACGAGGAGUUCCCCAUCACGGUGGCCUGGUCUGUGCAAAGAAACCUCACUUUUGGCGCCAAGGCUGAGGUAGCGUCAGGAAAACGAGUGACAAAUCUAGAUGUAAGCACAAAGAAGGAUCUCAUAGCGCUCCUAAAAGGGCAUGUUAACAAGCCAGUGAUCCUAAGAGAGAUCUUCCCUCGUUAUAUUCGAGCCCCCAGUGACUCGGAGGCCAAGUCUGUUGAUCAGCUUUAUAAAGAUGAAAAGCUGUUCAACAUAUCACUGACCUUGCGAAGUAAGAACGUCGCGGAUCAGACUCAGGAAUGGUGGAUCGUCAACCAGUUAGAGCCCGGACCCUUAAAAAAGGCUUCAAAUAAGAAUGAGUCUGGCCUGGAUCUCUACGUGUUCAGUGACCAAGUCAGCCCGCCCAGUUUGGGCUUUCUGGCAGGAUAUGGGAUCAUGGGCUUGUACGCCUCUGUGGUCCUGGUCAUCGGCAAGUUUGUGCGUGAGUUUUUCAGCGGCAUUUCCCACACCAUCAUGUUUGAGGAGCUGCCCAACGUGGACCGCAUCCUCAAGCUGUGCACCGACAUCUUCCUGGUCCGAGAGACCGGGGAGCUGGACCUGGAGGAGGACAUGUACGCCAAACUCAUCUUCCUCUACCGCUCUCCAGAGACUAUGAUCAAGUGGACCAGAGAGAAAACGCAGUAAUGGGGGAUGUUAACUAACGAAGCCUGGAGCUUUUUUCGAACAGGAGCCGCUCAUUCAGAAAAACUGGGCGGUCGCUCUGACGGUCUGAGCAGCUAUUUCAGCCAAUUCACCUGCUGAGGGAGCACAAAGUCAGCUGAGGACCAACUGUGUCCUUUUCAACUGAGCUCUGACGGCAGUGAUGCAGCUCCAUGCUAAAAUGCUUGAGAUAUAAACUGGUAUUUUCUACUGUUUACUGUUGAAAAACAACGAUUGCAGUCAUAUUAUGAACUAUUGAGGACAGAUUUGCUGGUGCUGUAUUUAUCUCGCGUAACCUGGUUCAGCUUGGUAUCCAGUGGGUAAAAUAAGCAGCUGGUGUCCAGUUGGAGGGGGAGAAAUCUUAUAGGACAAUUUUCCUAAGUUAUAAAAAGUCUUAUACUUAUUAUAACGGUAUGUUUUUAAACACAAUGCCCAGAAUCCUCAUCGCUCUUCACGCUCUGCCUCUAACAUUUUCACAAUCGCACUGUAGGCGGAGAGAAACAGACCGCAACAUUAAUCUUUAAGGGCUUCCCACCACCAAAAAAGUGCACAAUAACGACCACAUGAGCACACUCUCAUAUUUUCUCCCGACUGGAACACUUGGACUGUGGGACUGUGCAAUAUUGAGCUCUCGUUCCUCCAAGUUUUCAAAGGAUGUGGAUCGAGGGGAAAAAGGCCGGUUCUGACCAAGAAACAUGAACAUUAAAAAACAACUUUUUUAUUUUAUUUUUUUUAAAGGUCAGAGGCCACAUGGGAGCCCGCUGAGAGACACAGCUCAGCAAACAUUAUCAGACAAUCUUUACUCGCUUUAUUUUGUUUGUAUGAGAAGAACUGUUACCAACUACAUACAUAUCUUUCUCAGGAAGACCUGUUUUCACAGAUAUUCAUUGUAUGAGUCAUAUGUUACAAUAUGUAAGCUUUGAUGGAUCUAAAAGAAUAUGAGGCUGUAGCAAAGAUGAACUAUUUAAAUGGCAUGAAAUUUAAUGUGGAUAUUGUUCAGAUGGACUGAUACUGAGUACGUGUACUGCACAGGGAAACAGUUCAAGGCUGUAAUAUGAAAGUAAAUUUAUCGCUGUGGACCGUUUCCUUCACAGAGAUUUAUUGCCAAUCAUCCGUGUUUCUGAAUCAUCUACAGGUUGGCUAGAGUCGAGACCAGCAGAGGGCUGUUUCUGAAUCAGGGUAACGUGCAUUAGGUGGUAGAUUCUUGCACAUCACUUGUGAACCUCUCGCUGUUUUUAACAUUCAUACUGAUGAACACUGUGGCACGUCGCGUGCAUCCGGUCAUCAAGGAAGAAACGAGCAGACACACAAAAAAAGAUUCCUCACGUGAAGGGCUGAAACACGAAGCCCUUUGGUCCAAACUAUGCAUUAGAGGACAUUGUAGCAUGAUAGAAAAAAAAAAACUUCAUUAUUGCCAUGACUAAUUUUCAUUACAUGUACAUAAAAGUUGAAGAGGGUCAGGUCACGGUGGAUUGAAAUGUGAAAUUGUACCUGUAUGUUUAAGGCAAUGUGGUAUGAUAGAGGUCCAGAGAUCUGCAAAUAAAACAUCUGGAAAGGUGUCGA